Messenger RNA from Aspergillus alliaceus, 825 nucleotides. RefSeq lists its product as uncharacterized. NCBI's taxonomy places the organism in Eukaryota, Fungi, Ascomycota, Eurotiomycetes, Eurotiales, Aspergillaceae. The record is from RefSeq and is a predicted model, not a curated record. Bases 1 to 825 code for a protein of 274 amino acids. The transcript is spliced from 2 exons.
AUGCUCGAACCCGAACGUAUUCACGACUUCCUAACGUGGGAAGGCGAGGGUGAUAUUACCAAGCUUCUCCAGGGAGAUGCAGGGAAUUUACUUCACGGAUACUCUCACAUAGCACAUGAAGACAUGGAAGGACAUGUAAAGCGGAUUGCCAAAACGGCAUACGAUGUCUGGCACUAUCCGUGCUUCCAAAUGUUCUGGUUCCUUCGUUUUGAACUCUCUCGGUCCUCCGUCUACCACAGCAUCCUCCAGGCCGUCAAGUCAGGCAAAGUUCUGGCAGAUCUGGGCUGUGCCUUUGGACAAGAUCUUCGCUACUUGACCUACCAAGGCGCCCCCUCCGAGAACUUGGUCGGGCUAGACCUACGGCAGGAUUUCAUCAAUCUCGGGUACGAGCUGUUCAACGAUCGAUCAACGUUCAAAGCUCGAUUCCUCACACAAGACUUCUUCGCUGAUACCCCCGCAAUCCUUGAUCUUCUUGGGAAAGUUGACAUCAUCAACGCAGGUUAUUUUCUCCAUUCUUGGGAUUGGGAUGGUCAGCUACAAUGUUCGAAAAGGAUGAUUCAGUUGAUGUCUCCUAGCCCGGGGGCGAUUAUGACCGGUAUUCAAUUUGGAAGCCAUGCCACAGGGCUGUGGUCUACCACCCCAAGCGGUGUAGAGGCUGGACCCAUAUUUUUGCAUGAUAAUGAUACAUUGAAAACAUUGUGGGACCAAGCAGCCCAGGAAACGCAGACUUCAUGGGAUGUUCAAAUCACCGUCGAGGAGGACCCAGAAUGUACUUCAUUCGAUCCCCAAGGUUGCCAUUUGCGCUGGGUCGUGACGAGGAAAUAG